This is a messenger RNA of Exophiala mesophila, 2331 nucleotides long. RefSeq lists its product as uncharacterized. The coding region runs from base 649 to 1854 and encodes 401 amino acids. The transcript has a single exon. The record is from RefSeq and is a predicted model, not a curated record. NCBI's taxonomy places the organism in Eukaryota, Fungi, Ascomycota, Eurotiomycetes, Chaetothyriales, Herpotrichiellaceae.
CCAAGGCAGCCAUCUAUCUAGUAGGUCAGGAGACCAACUUCAAUUUUUGGAUCCAACGUCUCGUCUCGACUUCGUGUCACCGACUAUUCACUUCUCCCCUCUCUCCAGAGUUCCCCCUACCCCAGAACCAGAUUCAAUUGAACGCGCCAAGGGUCAUGGUCACCCACCAGUUCGACCUUCAUCCCUCGCAACGCUUGUUAGUGACACUUUAAUACGACAAAAGGCACACACCAAACACCCCUGGACACAAUACUAGGCAGAUCCGCGACUACCCACUUCACUACCCAACACCCGUAUAAAGGCCUAGUGAUCCGCCACUUCCGCCGUUGACCAGUCACUCAAAAUCCCCAGUCACUCAAAAUCGACUCGAUCGAGUUCCCUUUUCCCUUGGACUUUUCAAUCUCCUCGGGACUUUGUACCGCGCAUUCUCACCCAUAGACACAGACCUCAAAUUGUUCUUGGUGCAACAUUCCUUUUACAUGUCUGUUGCAUGAUCCCGAUCCUUUCUAGGCCAUUCGCCAAGUCAGACCAGCGCGAUAGGUCGAGCCCAAGCUACUCUGGGCAGGAAAGGUCCUUGCGCCCGACCACCACUACCACCUUCACCUCCCACAACUUUCCUGCACCUCAAAGGCUGAUUCUCCUACACACAUGAGCCGAAUGAUUAUCCUGGCAGGCGCGCCGGAGCAUUCAAAGCUCGACUGGAGCGAAAAGUCACUUCUCCCCGAAUCCUCACACAUAGAAACCUCGUCAGCGCCGUCCUCACCCAGCCCCAAAGCCCUUGGGGCCCAAUGGAGGCAGAUAACCACUCAACGACUCCAGAUGCGGCCCAUUCUACCUAAACUCAAUAUCGACCCUCGACCGCAAGUCGAUAGUCUCGAUCGAAGUGGUGCCGAGUUCUUCAGCGCAGAUGAAUACAUUGGCACGCAAACACCCGGUAGCGAUAUCAGUGCCAAUGAGUCGCAACCUUCCGGGAGCUCAGUGGAGUCUUCUACGACGUCCGAGGCGCUGUCAGACUACUACGACCAUUCCUUUGCGAUCCACGAGGCGAUUCCAUCUUCACAACUAAGCGGAUUCUCCGACUAUACGCCGGGGACCCCACUCUAUGAGAGUAGUGAAGAGAUGUUUCCGCAGACACCAGGGCCUGGGUCUGGAAUCAUUCGCAGUCCCUCGCAACGGAGGCUUAGUCAAGCUCCGCGACCGAAACACUUGAGCGAUCUCGAAGACAUCCCCAAUGCACGCUAUCUGACCUCCAUCGAGCCACAGACGAUGACAGUGAACCUGAUUGUCGGCGUUCUCUCGAUCGCACCUCCGCGGACUGUCAUCACCGGUUCCAAAUAUGGAAAACCACGCGAAACAGAGCUAGUCGAGAUCGUGGUCGGGGAUGACACAAAGACAGGGUUCAGCAUCACAUUAUGGUUGGCACGGGAGAUGAGGGUCAACUGGAAAGACGGGGCGAAUGCGGCACCUGAAGGCUGCAGGAGUGCACUGCGGAGGAACCUUCGCGGCAUACGACCCCGUGAUGUGGUCCUACUGCAGAAUGUGGCUUUAAGCUCGUUCCGCGGCAAGGUGCAUGGCCAGAGCCUGAAAGGAGACGUGACUAAGAUUGACUUGUUAUACCGCAAGAAAAUUGAUGACGACGACACGAGCGGUGUUUAUUCAGUGUCAAAUCUGAGAACGGCCUCAACCAAGGAUCCUCAGAUCUUCAAAGUCAAGAAAGUUCGAGACUGGAUGGUCGAGUUCGUUGGCGAGAGAGACGGUCCAAGCCUAAUGGGACCCAAAGGUCGACGAAGAAGAGGAGUGGGCACUCCUGGUGCCGGGGGUAGCUACGGCUUCCUCCCUGAUGAUACCCAGUGAUGUGCAAUUUUGUUCAAUUUCCUACCUUUUUUCCACCCAGCAACUUGGAUAUCUGACUGGGUUGCCGACACCCAUAUAUGACGAGCCAUAAUGCGACGAUGACAUCAUGUUUGGCGGGACCAAUUUUAUCAUGGUCCUUGUGCACGAGCACUAGCUGAAUGGAAGAAGGGGUCGAUUCGAGAAUUGGUGGAUGUAAUAUUAUCUUGGCCAGAGCGAGGAAGAUAGACUGACAGGAGGUCUCUGAGAAGAGGGCAUGGGGUUGGUUGGGGACAGCUGAUGCAUGCCUUGCAGAUGCUCCCUAGCAGAUUUAUACACCGCCUCUUCUCUCUGUCUCUCGGUAUUGUAAGCAUAUAGUCCAGGUUUGGUUAGCGAGUCACGAAGAUACGACAGCAACAGCAACAGCAACAGCGUCUAGGUAGGAUGACCAUACAAAUACCCAAAGUAAUUAGUGAAGCGAAUAAAGGACUUUUCAUGAUA